AGUGAAGGCGUCACCACAAGAAGAAACAGUAAGAUCUUCCAAUUUACCAAUCUGUGUCUGAAAUGCAACAUCUGAUGGCAGAAACCCCCCUGACAGAAUGGAGCAGCGGUCUCUGCGACUGCUUUGAGGAUACAAGUUCUUGCUGCUAUGGGUUUUGGUGCAGCCCUUGUCUUGCCUGCAGUGUUUCGGGAAGAUUUGGAGAGAACUACUGUCUCCCACUGUGCGACAUCUUCAGCCCUGCGCUGGCAGUAAUCUGCGAUGUUCCUCUGUUUGCUCCUCCUGCAGCCUUGUCUCUCAGGUCUGCCAUGAGAAGCAAAUAUGGGAUCAAGGGUUCUCUGUGUAAGGACAUUGCAGUUUCCUGUUUCUGUGUGUGGUGCUCCUGGUGUCAGAUGCAUCGAGAGUUAAAAAAUCGAAAGAAAACCCCGGUUAUCAUCAACUUGCAAACACAAACUGUCGUCCACCACCUGCAGCCUGCUCCUGUCAUGAUGAUUCCUGCAAACCCUCCUCCUGUUGGAUUCAUGACCCAGGCAGAGGUCAUUCAGGCUUCAUACUGA
Nematolebias whitei (Rio pearlfish) is the source of this 554-nucleotide messenger RNA. Its product is annotated as cornifelin-like. The record is from RefSeq and is a predicted model, not a curated record. NCBI's taxonomy places the organism in Eukaryota, Metazoa, Chordata, Actinopteri, Cyprinodontiformes, Rivulidae. The transcript has 4 exons. Bases 63 to 554 code for a protein of 163 amino acids.